AUGAAAAGAGCCGGCGAUUCUGCAAUGAAUGAGGCAAAAAAAUCGAAAGGUAUUGCAAAAGUGUCAUUGUAUUCUAGAAAAAAUGAAUUUUAUCGUUAUCCAGACGCUGAUUUAUUCGGAAGACCACUCAAAAAGACUGGAACAUGGGAAUCGAAGGUUUUUCUGGAAAAAUCACGAAAGAAAAAUACUAUUUAUUCCAGGACGACGGAGAUUUGAUAAUUUUCACGCACAACGAUGUCGAGGGAAAAGAGAAAAUCGCCGCUUUUGAUAUGGGUAAAAAAUUAAAGUUUUGAGUUUUAUCAGCCAGAUGUGCAUUUUCAGACGGUACACUAAUCACAACAAAGUCUGGAAAAGUGUUUCCGACUGAUUGCAGCGAUUGGAAACUUCUCUAUGAUCACAUUGGCGCGGUCCUCAAAAAAUGGCAUUCGGAUGGCUACAAAAUCGUCAUUUUUACCAAUCAGAAAGGAAUUCAAGUGGGAAAAGUGGACCGAAAUGAGUUCAAAAAGAAAAUCGAAGCAAUCGUCGUCAAAAUAGGCGUUCCCAUUCAGGCAUUCGUGUCGGUGGCCGGCGGAAUUUAUAGGUUGAGCUUUUCAAAUGAAUGAAUUGAAAAAGUGAACGUUCCAGAAAGCCCUGCAUCGGAAUGUGGGAAGAAUUGAAGCAAAAGAACGACGGCGUCGAAAUCAACGUAUCCGAGAGUGUGUUCGUCGGCGACGCGGCCGGAAGACACAAAACGAAGACGCGAUCGAAGAAGGAUCACUCGUUCGCUGAUCGCUUGUUCGCCGCGAACGUAGGCGUCGAAUUCAAAACGCCCGAGCAGUUUUUCGGGAAAUCGGCGGCCGAUGAACCAUGGGGACCGCCCGCUUUCAACCCGAAAGACCUCUUCACAGAGGGAAUCGAGCAGUUUGAGCCGAAAGGUUUGCGAAAGACAACGAUAAUAUUUAGAGCAUAGGGAAUUGCAGAUGCUCAUUUGAAGAAGAAGGGCGUAGAGAUUGUGGUGAUGGUCGGGUUUCCGGGAUCGGGGAAGUCGACGGUGGCGAAAAUGUUCGCGGAUGAGCACAAGUAUAAGGUAGAGAAUGUGAGAGGAAUCGUAAAAAGCCGUCUCCUGUUGCAGCUGGUAAGCCGCGAUAACCUGGGAUCGUGGGAGAAGUGCGUCGCCACGACGCGUCAGCAUCUCCGCUCCGGCCAUUCGGUCGUCGUCGACAACACGUCGCCGGACGUCGAAUCCCGAAAACGAUAUGUCGACGUGGCGAAGGAGCUCAGCGUGCCGUGCCGUUGUUUCGUGAUGCAGUGCAGUUUGGAGCACGCGCAGCACAACAUCCGCUUCCGGAAACUGACGAACGAGAACGCGUUGGACGUGCCGACGAUGGCGUUGCGAAUACACAAGAGCAAGUUCGUGGAGCCGACGGAGCAGGAGGGAUUCGAGCAGAUUGUCAAAGUGAACUUCCGACCGAGAUUCGAGCAGAAAGAGCAUGAAAAACUAUACAGAAUGUAUCUCAUCGAUUGAAUUUGUGCAAUAAACUGUGACGUUGCCCGUGAACCGAUUCCAUUUGCAUUCGUAAUCAUUCCGCCCCGCCACGCGGCGCCAUCGCCCCGACCCUCUCCAAAUAUUGUAUCUCUGCCCCAGAUCUUUGUCUAUAAAAGGGAACUAUCGACGCAAAAGCUCCGCAUAACUCUUCUUACUCGACGCGAGUUCGAAUACUUCAGGUAAGUCAUUUUUACCAUUUCCAGCCAAAAGAGACCGUUUUACAGCACUCGGUGCAGCCAAUCCGGUGAACAUCAAUUGAUUUUGAAAUGGCCGACGGACAACCUUCCGCUCCGAUCGAGGGCGCCACCGCCCCGAUUCCCGCCGACUCGAUCGCCCAGCAGCCGCCCGGCGACCCGGCCUCUGCUUCCGGAGCGCCGCCCGCCGAAGCCGGAGGAGCCCCGCCCGGCGGAUCCCCCGGAGGCGACGCGUCGAUCGCAUUCGUGACGAAGACGUACGCGAACUACGUGCAGGACAUUCAGCAGGCGGCCGAGGGACUCCGUCAACGCGCGCUUGUGCUUCAGCAGGAAGGCCCCGCUCAACUGCAGCAGCUCCAAUCGCAGAUCCAACCGCAGACGCAGGAGAUCGUGUCGGCGCUCCAGGAGAUGCAGUCGCCGAUCGGACUGCCCACCUCGUCGGUCGUCGAGAUCUUCGGCUGGUCGUCGAUCCUGCUGCUCUCGGCCGGCAUCUCCAGCAUCCUCGGAGGCUACGUUCUCUCGCCAAUCCUCGGCAUCUUCAUCGGCCGGCUCGGCGCCGCGCUCCUUGCCUCGCUGAUCCUGCCCGCGACCGCCGCCUACUACCUGAACGGAAACGACGGAUCGACGGCGGAGACGCGCUUCCAGCUGCUUCUCCUGUCGAUCGUGCAGGGAGGACUGCUCGGACACGCCAUCUCGUACACGUACAUCUCGGGACAACCACUCGGAUUCAUCACCCCGCUCGUCAUCGCCUUCGCCUAUCCGCUCGUCGCCGGGCAGGUUCGUCUCUUUUUUGCUCCCUUCUUUUUCCAUUUCCUUUGUUUUCAGGUCGGAACCGCGCACGCACCACUGCUCGGAGGAUCGGUCGGAGCCGCGUUCGCCGUCCAAUCGGUGCUUGGCCUCGUCUCGGGAUCCUUCUCGCUUAGCUACUUGCUCCUCGCCGCGUUCUACAGCGCCUCCUCGGCCGGACUCCUCCAGAUCGCCUUCCGUCACCUGAACGCGCCCUCGCGCAUCCACCUCUACCAGAUCCUGCUCGUCGGCUCGUUCCUUUUCUCGAAGGCGCUCGUCUACGGAGUGUUCGGAUCGGCCGAAGCUCCCAAACUAUCGAACUGA
Caenorhabditis sp. 36 PRJEB53466 is the source of this 2829-nucleotide messenger RNA. Lineage: Eukaryota; Metazoa; Nematoda; Chromadorea; Rhabditida; Rhabditidae. The record is from the annotation of a GenBank genome assembly.